CUUUGCCGUUUCAGGAAUUCGGCUACAAACGACAAUUCUGUCCAAAAUUCUUCUUCUUCCGCGUUUUCCCCUUUCUUUUAGAGCAAUUUCGAAUUAGGGUUUUUGAUUUCCCCCCCUCUCUGCGAUCAAAUUCCCCAUCUUCCACAACUCCAUAGCCGAAUCCUCCAAUGGGGAAGAACGACUUCCUAACCCCGAAAGCAAUCGCGAACCGGAUCAAGGCCAAGGGUCUCCAGAAGCUCCGGUGGUACUGCCAGAUGUGCCAGAAGCAGUGCCGCGACGAGAAUGGCUUCAAGUGCCACUGCAUGAGCGAGAGCCACCAGCGCCAGAUGGAGGUCUUCGGCCAGAACCCGAACCGGAUCAUCGACGGCUACUCGGAGGAGUUCGAGCAGAACUUUCUAGAACUCAUGAAGCGUAGCCACCGGUUUAGCCGCGUCGCCGCCACCGUCGUCUACAACGAGUUCAUCAACGACCGCCACCACGUCCACAUGAACUCCACCCAGUGGGCCACCCUCACCGAGUUCGUCAAGUACCUCGGCCGCACCGGCAAGUGCAAGGUCGAGGAGACCCCCAAGGGUUGGUUUAUCACCUACAUCGACCGCGAUUCCGAGACGCUCUUCAAGGAGAGGCAGAAGAACAAGAGGAUCAAGGCCGAUUUGGCUGAGGAGGAGAAGCAGGAAAGGGAGAUUCGGAAGCAGAUCGAGAGGGCCGAGCAGCUAUUGCCUCCGGAGCAGAAUCGAGAGUCUGAGGUUGAGGACUCCGCCGCGAGGGAAUUGAAGUUAGAGAGCGGAGUUAAGGUCGGUUUCGCGCUGGGAAAUUCGGCGAAAUUGGCGUCCAAGGAGAAGACGGAGGCGGCGAAAUUGGUGUUUGAGGAGCCGGAGAGUGAUAGAGGGAUGAAGAGGAAAGCCGAUGGGGGCGGUAGUAAAUCGGCAUUGGAGGAAUUGAUGAGAGAAGAGGAGAAGAAGAAGGAGAAGAUUAACAGGAAGGAUUAUUGGCUUUGUGAGGGAAUAGUUGUGAAGGUUAUGAGCAAGGCUUUGGCGGAGAAAGGUUACUACAAGCAAAAGGGAGUGGUGAGGAAGGUGAUUGAGAAAUAUGUAGGGGAAAUUGAAAUGUUGGAUAGCAAGCAUGUGUUGAGGAUUGAUCAGCAGGAGCUGGAGACUGUGAUUCCGCAGAUUGGGAGCCUUGUUAGGAUUGUGAACGGCGCGUACCGCGGGUCGAAUGCGAGGCUGUUGGCGGUGGAUACCGAUAAGUUUUGCGCCAAAGUGCAGAUAGAGAAGGGUGUUUAUGACGGUAGAGUGCUUAAAGCUGUUGAGUAUGAGGAUAUCUGUAAAAUUGUCCAAUGAGUUUGAUUGAUGAUACACGAGUUUGUCUUUUUGUUUUAUCAGAAACUUGAAAUUGUAUCUUGUUUCCAAAGUCAAUUCCUUGGCAAGCUUAUUGAAUAGAAAAGAAUGAUGAAGCAUUAUGAA
Messenger RNA from Morus notabilis, 1463 nucleotides. Its product is annotated as KIN17-like protein. The transcript is spliced from 2 exons. The record is from RefSeq and is a predicted model, not a curated record. The coding region runs from base 168 to 1340 and encodes 390 amino acids. Lineage: Eukaryota; Viridiplantae; Streptophyta; Magnoliopsida; Rosales; Moraceae. Gene Ontology annotation, molecular function: double-stranded DNA binding. Gene Ontology annotation, biological process: DNA replication; DNA damage response. Gene Ontology annotation, cellular component: nucleus.